GUGGCGUUCAUCCCAACGAUAUCGUUUUGAUACCUGUUAACGUAAUGGGGUUUUCUUGUCGUUUGACUUUCAUAUUCUCAGUUUCUUCUUUGUUAAGAAUAGGUUUGGCAACAUCUAACAUGCAAAAUGCAUGUUCUCCAGGAAAAACAUCCUUAGAUCUUAUUUACUGGGAACAAAAGCCUUACGUUUUCAUGGACAAGGAGAGAGGUGAAAUUUCUGGUGCUCUACCAGAAAUCCUUCGCAUCGUUUUCAAGGCUUGUUGCCAAAAAACCCCCAAUAUUUCGGCCAAACCUAUCGAGUAUCCUAAAUCACUGAAAACCACAAUCGAUCAGUACUCAGAAGAGAUCAUUAUUCCUGUGGGAAGGAGAGUCGGCCUCGAGAAAUCCAUAUUUCUACGUCCUUUUGUAGGAUCAGUUGAUUCGCCUGGAAUGGCUGUUGUGGUACAGAGGAGUAUUCCGGGCGAAGAACUUUUGGCCGCCAUUUUGGACUCUUGGCCAAUUAUGAUUUUCAUCGGGAUGUCGUUAUCACUUAGUGGAAUUGUCAUGUGGGUUCUGGACUAUCGUUCAAACUCUGAGGAGUUCCCAGAGUUUUUCCCAAAAGGAGUAUUCGAAGGAGUAUGGUGGGCUGCUGUCACCAUGACAACGGUUGGUUACGGCGAUAAAGUUCCUCGCAGUAUUGCAGGCCGCCUUUUUGGUGUGGUAUGGAUUAAUGUUGGUCUUGUUAUCCUCGCUAUAUUUAUGGGGAUGAUCACCGCAUCUCUUAGCAGUAACAGUCUUGAACAAGUAAACAACCUAUAUGGAAUGCCAGUUGCAGUUUUAAAUGGCUCUGCUGAGGAACAAUUAGCUAUUUUACAAAAUGCUGAGGUGUAUGUGAAAACAAGUUACGACGAGUUGUUUAAGAGCGUUAAGAGCGAGGAGACCGUGCUAGCUUUAGUAGAUAUUUUCAGCACUACUCAGCACAGUGAAUAUUACGAUACAUACAAGUUAUAUGUGGCCACAGUCCUGAAUGAGCCUGUCAUCUACGGAGCAGUGUUACCCAAGAGUAGUGAAGCCCUAAGAUCGUGUUUCCUGAGUUACCAAGGGAACCAUUUGUUGGAAAUACACGAAAUUUUGGAAAAGUUCAUCAAAGCAAAACAGUAUGGCGGUGACAACUCAAGCUCUGGUGCAGACUACUUUGAUGGCAACCUGUUUGGGUACGCAGUUUAUGGCAUGUGUGGGUUGUUCUUGCUCGCCUUGGCUGUUGGUCUUUUCUGGCAGUAUUACCCGAGGGAAAAGAAGGAGCAGGAAAUUCAAAAUCGGGAAGCAGAACAAGACGUCUCCAAACUUGACAAAAAGACGAAGGUAGAGGCGAACGGUCAUCAGAAGAAUACUUCGUCAAACUGUGGCGAGCAUACGGAGCGACUCAUGGCGGCGCAAAGUGCAGAGCUGUUAGCCAUGGAGGAUGAGCUUAAAGCUUUCCGAAAGAACUGGGAAAAAAACUUCCGAGCUCUACAGGAAAGGCACAAACAAGAACAGCAACGCUUAUUUGAGCUUGACAAUCUUGGCUACGAGAUGUAAAAGAAACGAAAGACAAAAAUAAAGUAUAAAGCCACAGACUUUCGGAAUGCAUUUCCUAAAAAAUGUUUGCAUUUCGAUUUAGUUAUUUACUCAAUUUCCUGAUGAACAUCUCAUUGAAGAAUUGAUAA
Stylophora pistillata is the source of this 1684-nucleotide messenger RNA. RefSeq lists its product as uncharacterized. Gene Ontology annotation, biological process: action potential; potassium ion transmembrane transport. Gene Ontology annotation, molecular function: ligand-gated monoatomic ion channel activity; delayed rectifier potassium channel activity. Gene Ontology annotation, cellular component: membrane; voltage-gated potassium channel complex. NCBI's taxonomy places the organism in Eukaryota, Metazoa, Cnidaria, Anthozoa, Scleractinia, Pocilloporidae. The record is from RefSeq and is a predicted model, not a curated record.